This is a messenger RNA of Quercus robur (English oak), 1785 nucleotides long. Its product is annotated as aspartic proteinase CDR1-like. Bases 1 to 1785 code for a protein of 594 amino acids. Gene Ontology annotation, biological process: proteolysis. The record is from RefSeq and is a predicted model, not a curated record. NCBI's taxonomy places the organism in Eukaryota, Viridiplantae, Streptophyta, Magnoliopsida, Fagales, Fagaceae. The transcript is spliced from 5 exons. Gene Ontology annotation, molecular function: aspartic-type endopeptidase activity. Gene Ontology annotation, cellular component: extracellular region.
AUGACUUUGACUGAAAAGGUUAAGGAUUUAGAAACAGAAUUGAAUUUUUCUAGAGAACAACUUGGUAGGAAUUCUAGCUCUAAGCUUGAUAACAUGUUGAGUGUCCAAAAAUCUUCUUCUAACAAGACUGGAUUAGGAUAUGUUGAGAAUGGUGAUGAGUAUCAGAUCACUAAGAAAGUAGUGGUUGAUGCUCUCUCUAUUACUAUUGUCCGUAACCCAACAUAUCCAUACACUGAUCCUCCCUCUCUCAAUGAUGUCAUGCCACUUCUAUAUGGAAAACCAAUGACAUGGGCAAAUAAUCCUAGAAUUGACAUUAGUGAACUGGCCGAAGAUCUUAAAGUAUCUAGGGUUUGUUUUUUCCUUGUUUUAUUUUUGAGUGCUAUAUAUACACUCAAAUCCUUUCACCUCUUCAUCGCCACAAACAAUCAACCAGUCAUGGCAUCUCUUCACUCACUUCUCUCAUUCGCUGCAUUGGCAACUACAUUCUCUGUUGUUUUUCUUUGUAGCUUCUCUCUUAUUGAGGCUUCCAAUGGGGGCUUUAGUGUGGAUCUAAUCCACCGUGACUCUCCAAACUCUCCCUUCUAUGACCCUUCAGAAACUCCUUCACAGCGCAUAGCCAAGGCUUUGCGUCGUUCCAUUAACCGUGUCAAUCAUUUUAAGCCAACUUCUUCACUCUCUACCAAUGCAGCUCAAGCAGAUAUAAUCUCAAAUCGAGGUGAAUACCUCUUGAAAUACUCUGUUGGUACACCACCAGUCCAAAUCCUAGGCAUUGCUGAUACUGGUAGUGAUUUGAUUUGGCUACAGUGCAAGCCUUGCAAUGACUGCUACAAGCAAACAGCUCCACUUUUUGAUCCUACAAGGUCAAGAACGUACAAAGAAGUUUCAUGCUCUUCAUCCCAAUGUCAGUCUCUAAAAGGAACCUCAUGCUCAGGCAGCGAUGAUUCAAGUUGCUCAUACUCCGUUUCUUAUGGCGAUCAAUCUUUCUCAAAUGGAGACCUUGCUGUUGACACUCUCACUCUGGGAUCAACUACAAGCCGCCCUGUGCCUCUCCCUAAAACUAUCAUAGGGUGUGGACACAAUAACGGUGGAACCUUCAAUGCAAACGGUUCUGGGAUUGUUGGCCUUGGAGGCGGCGCGGUUUCUCUUGUUUCCCAAUUGGAUUCUUCAAUUGAUGGCAAAUUCUCCUACUGCUUGAUUCCGUUAACUUCCCAAGGCGAUACCACAAGCAAAUUGAAUUUCGGUAGUAAUGCUGUGGUUUCGGGUUCUGGAGCCAUGUCUACUCCCAUAGUCCCCAAAGAUAUUGACACCUUCUACUACCUAACACUCGAAGCAAUUAGUGUAGGCAGAAACAGAAUCGAAUUGACCAAGCCUUCCCAAUCCGGAGAUUCAGCAGAGGGCAAUAUUAUCAUUGAUUCAGGCACAACAUUGACAAUAUUGCCAUCAGACUUGUACCCCGAUUUUGAAUCAGCAGUAAAAGCCGAAAUUGAUUUAGCACCUACUGAAGACCCGAGUGGAGUUCUAAGCCUUUGCUACGAGUCAUCAUCAGAUGAUUUUAGCGGUCCAAGUAUCACAGCUCAUUUCACCGGUGCAGAUGUGAAUCUGAGUUCGAGCACUACCUUCAUCAGAGUAGAUGAGCAAGUUGUGUGCUUGGCUUUCGUUGCUGCAUCAGAUGAACCAGGGUCAAUCUCCAUUUUCGGUAACUUGGCCCAAGCCAACGUGUUGGUAGGCUAUGACGUUGUGAAGAGAACUGUGUCUUUCAAGCCAACGGAUUGCACAAAGCUUUAA